AUGCUAAAUCUCUGUUUCAAAGAUAAAGGGAUCACCUUCCCUCUUACUGAACAUCACAUUGUGACCUUUGUUUGCUGGUUAAAUAGCAGGAAUCUUAGCGUCGCUACGAUUAGUUCUUAUCUAUCUGGCCUUCGCCAGCUACACAUAACCAAAGGUUUACCCGUCCCUAACAUCAGGUCGGAUCUCAUUAAUCAAAUCCUCACAGGAAAGAAGAAUGUAGACUUCAUUUACCCUGUUGUCAAACCCACUCGAAUCCCUAUCACACCCACCAUUCUCAGAAUCCUGAAGACACAGAUUAAUAGCGAUAACCUACCUUAUCACGACAAGAGGCUCCUUUGGCUCAUCUGUACCCUUGCUUUCCAUGGCUCCUUUCGUAUUGGAGAACUACUUACCAAGAGUCCCGUGUCUUUUGACCCUAGCUAUACACUGCUCUGCGGGGACAUUGGAGUAAAUGUCACCUAUAUUGACAACGUACCUGUCAAGUUACUGGAGGUCACACUCAGGCACUCUAAGUGCUCUAAAAACAAAUCUGUGGUCAUUGACAUCUAUCCCACUAACAGUGACCUGUGCCCUGUACGGGCUUACUCCAAAUGGUCUAAUACCAGAGUUGGUUCUCCUAGGUUACCAGCUUUCAGACUGAGCUCUGGGAAAUCUCUAACACCUUACAACUUUAAUUCAAAGCUACGGGUUUGGCUCAAGGAUUACAUAGACUUUUCUGUAUGCUCCGUCACCGGACACUCCUUCAGAGCUGGGAUCCCUUCAAUCCUGGCCACCAUGGGGUUCCCAGACAAAGAUAUUCAAGCUGCCGGCAGAUGGUCCAGCAGGGCCUUUGAACUUUAUUGUAAACUUCCCAGGACCAAGCGGAUUGCCAUGUCAAGAGCCCUUGGGUUUUUACAACCUGAGCGUUUCAGUGGGACAGAUUCGGAUAAUCUUUCCGGCAUUCACACUGAUGCUCCUAAUCUCAGAUCCCAGCUACAGAGUGAAAUAGGUCGGUUUGUACGUGCUCCGGGCAGUAACCCUAGUAACCCUGUUGUACAGAACCCCGCUAACUCUAUCAGGCUGGUCCAUGCGGAUACUAAUUCUGACUCGUCAGUUGUGACUCAUCCGACAACCCGGAAAAGGAAAUCUAAAUCUUCCUCUGUUCCUCAUACCAGGAAGAAGAAAAAGAAAUCUAAGAAAUCUAAGAAAUCAAAGAAGGCAACUGUCAGUUCCUCUGGUUCUUCUUCUUCUGAUAGUUCCUCGUCCUCAGACUCUGAUGAAGAUGAUGACAACCCUGGAAGCAACUGGAACGUCAUGCAUUCUCUCUGGCCAGCUGAGAAAAGACCUCUAGCCCUACAAGAUAAAGCCAGGUUUAACUCUAUGUCCCUUGAAAAUAUCAUGGCACUGGCCCAGUUUGAUCGUGAGAAUGCCAAAUCCGUCGAGAGUGACCUCUCUUCUUCUUUUACCAGGGACAAAAAACCUCCUCUCGUCAAAUUCAAAAAAGAAAAGGAUGACGGGUUCAAACUUCUCCACUCUGCCAGGUUUCAAAGGUACCCCUUGGGAGAUAUCAAAGACUGGUACAAAAAGGUUCCCAGAGUCCGCAGCCAUCAGUACAAGAGCCUUCCCCUUCAGUACAGCGGCUCUAAUAACAAAGUGACUCAGCGCACUAUCCAGCAGCUACAUGACCGUACCAAGUGCCUCUCAUUCAAGCACUUCCACUCUGGAAAUAUAAACGUAAGCUCCAAACCUAUACAGAAAAUUGAGAAAAGGGAUGAAAAUGGUGUGUUUUCCUCUCUUGAUUUUAAUUGGGAGGCUCCUGUUAACCUAGCCCAAGUUGCUGAUGCUCUCCUGAAUUAUGCCACCAUACUACUUCAUAUAUGGCCUUAUGAUCAAACAGGCCUCAUCAUUCUCAGGGUAAUUAACAAAUACAACUACUUCUCCUGUGCCAACUCCUUGACCGAAAGAGUGUCCCUGGUCUCGUCUUUUUUCAACACUGUUCUGCGAGAGAAUGCCACCAGAGCUGGACGGAAGUCAGCUCCGAUGAGUUUCUCUGAACAAGAAGAAACUUUGAAAUCAAUCCUCACCUCUUCCGGCUUUAGCACUGCUGUCCCCACCGGAAGGAACCCUAGACCUGAGUCAGAGAAGUUUAAGUUCAACCCCGCUCCUAGGCCUCAGUUCUCCAACUCCAACAUCAACUCAAACCCGAACCGCAACAAGGUUGUCAUGGUCGGCUCUAACCCAAUAUGCUUUAACUACAAUAAUGGCUUCUGUAGGAAUGCUGGCACUGCUACAGGUUGCAAAGAUAUGAAGAACAAACAGUACGUGCAUCAAUGCAACAAGUGGUUAGACGCCAAACAAUCUUACUGUUUUGCUAAACACUCGCGCUCAGCUUUUCACCCCUAAUAAUAUUUUCUUGAUCCUAAUCAUGGUUUACUAAUUAAUCACU
Messenger RNA from Eurytemora carolleeae, 2425 nucleotides. RefSeq lists its product as uncharacterized. Gene Ontology annotation, molecular function: DNA binding. The record is from RefSeq and is a predicted model, not a curated record. Gene Ontology annotation, biological process: DNA recombination; DNA integration. NCBI's taxonomy places the organism in Eukaryota, Metazoa, Arthropoda, Copepoda, Calanoida, Temoridae. Bases 1 to 2382 code for a protein of 793 amino acids. The transcript has 4 exons.